AUGAAGCCUGCCACGUCACCGCUCGAUAGACGAAGAAUUGUUCAGGAUAUUUCGCGAGUGACGCGAGAUCCUCCGCACGGCGUUCAGGCCUCGCCCUUCGCGGACAGCAUGAUGCACUGCCAUGCGAUUAUCCACGGGCCUGAAGACACGAUCUGGGAGUGCGGCACGUUCCACCUGAUCAUUAGUUUCACGGAGGAUUAUCCCGCGUUUCCGCCGAAAGUGCGUUUCCUGUCGCGGCUUUUCCAUCCGAACGUCUACGUGGAUGGGCGGAUCUGCAUCGACAUCUUGCAGAAUCAGUGGAGUGCGAUGUACGAUAUCGCCGCGGUGCUGACCAGCAUUCAGAGUCUCCUCAGCGACCCGAAUCCGCACUCGCCCGCGAAUCCGCAAGCUGCCAAAGUCUUUGUCGAAAACAGAGAAGAAUACGACCGGCUGGUCUUGCAAUGCGUGGAAGACAGCUGGUCAGUGCCGACGCUGCCCGAAGGCAUUCUGAAUGGUGACCGAUGA
Besnoitia besnoiti is the source of this 504-nucleotide messenger RNA. RefSeq names its product putative ubiquitin conjugating enzyme E2. The record is from RefSeq and is a predicted model, not a curated record. Gene Ontology annotation, biological process: DNA repair; proteasome-mediated ubiquitin-dependent protein catabolic process; protein polyubiquitination. The transcript has 4 exons. Gene Ontology annotation, molecular function: ubiquitin conjugating enzyme activity. Lineage: Eukaryota; Apicomplexa; Conoidasida; Eucoccidiorida; Sarcocystidae. Bases 1 to 504 code for a protein of 167 amino acids.